This is a messenger RNA of Schistocerca cancellata (South American locust), 1321 nucleotides long. It is a transcript of the gene eIF3f1, whose product is annotated as eukaryotic translation initiation factor 3 subunit F. Gene Ontology annotation, cellular component: eukaryotic translation initiation factor 3 complex, eIF3m. The record is from RefSeq and is a predicted model, not a curated record. NCBI's taxonomy places the organism in Eukaryota, Metazoa, Arthropoda, Insecta, Orthoptera, Acrididae. Gene Ontology annotation, biological process: translational initiation. The transcript has 7 exons. Gene Ontology annotation, molecular function: translation initiation factor activity; metallopeptidase activity; translation initiation factor binding. The coding region runs from base 127 to 1005 and encodes 292 amino acids.
GUCAAUACCCUCUAUUGUCAGAGGGAUUUUGCAGCGUCAAGUAAAAAUCCAGAGUAGCUUCACAGACGGCAACGGUGGAACCGGAUAUGUAACCAGUAUCCGUUCCUAGUUACCAUAACCACAAAAAUGGCGCUGAAUACUGUGGUGAAGGUUCACCCUGUUGUUCUUUUCCAAAUUGUUGAUGCAUAUGAAAGAAGAAAUGCAGACGCCCAUAGAGUUAUAGGCACUCUGUUAGGCACAGCAGACAAAGGCACUGUCGAAGUUACGAACUGUUUUUGUGUGCCACAUAAGGAAUAUGAAGAUCAGGUGGAGGCGGAACUUAAUUAUGCCAUGGACCUUUUUGACCUGAAUCGCCGUGUAAAUCCUCAAGAAAACGUUGUUGGUUGGUGGGCGACAGGAAAUGAAGUAACAAGCCAUUCGUCUGUUAUACAUGAAUACUAUGCACGUGAAUGCAACAAUCCCGUUCAUUUGACCCUGGAUACAACAUUACAGGAUGUCAGAAUGGCAAUAAAAGCGUACUUAAAUGUUCCCAUUGGUGUCCCAAGGCGCAAAUGUGGCUGCAUGUUUACGCCUGUUGCAGUGGAAAUACUCUGUUAUGAACCUGAAGUUGUUGGAGUUCAGUUGUGCCAGAAGACAGUCAUGUCUGCAGUCUUAGCUGCUGGAGGUCGUAAGUCUGCACUGAAACAAGCUCCUCUGGUGGAACCCAUGCCAGAUCUGGCCCAAGUGGCAGAUGCUGCUGCCAAGCUGACUGAACUGCUUGAUAAGGUUCUCGCCUAUGUGGAAGAUGUGUUGCGUGGGGCUCAGCCUGGCAGUCGUCCACCGGAUAACGCCAUUGGCCGUGCACUUCUGGAUAUGGUCAACUCCGUUCCUCGAAUGACACCUGAAGAGUUUGAAGAAAUGUUCCAUUCCAAUAUCAAGGAUUUGUUAAUGGUGAUAACAUUAGCACAGUUAACGAAGACACAGCUGCAGCUGAAUGAGAAGCUGACUCUCAUAACGACACUAUGAUGAUAACCAUCCUGGCUGGAGUAAUAUAUUUCCUAGCCAGCAGAUUAGUUCCUGUUUCUCGCGAAGAGCAGGGACUCGAUUGUAACGAACAUGAAUCAUCAGUUGCCACACACACAUAAUCAGUGUAAAUAAUCUGCCUUCCAAUCUUCAAAUGAGCUCCUGUGUUGAGUCCACAAAAAUAGUGUCAUCAGUGGAAGAAAUCAUAUGUUUUUGUAUAUUUUGUGAUUUUAUGUAAUAAACUGGACCUUUGGAAAAGCAAAGUUUUUUUUGUGGAAGAAUUAACUUACUAAUAAAUUAAUUGGCAUACUGUUGUAAA